UCCUAAUUUAGAACUCCUAUUAAAAUGCUCUUAGCUGCUCCAUCGUCCCAUGCAGCAUCGCUAGCAAGCAAGCAAGCAGCGCCACGCCAUGGCAGGGCCGAUCACCCACUUCUCCCAUCCCGACCACGAGCUCAAGCUCAGGGACCACUACCACUCGACACACAGCUGCGACCUGUGCGGGGAGACGAUCGCCGGCAGCGGCUACAGCUGCCACCGGCUUCGCUGCGGCUUCAACCUGCACCAGAAGUGCGCUACGUACCCCGAGGUCCUGACCUCCUUCUUCGUGCACCCGUGGCACGACCUCACCCUCUCCCGCGCCGCCGACGGCAGCGACGGCGAUUCGCCGCAGAUGUGCCACGUCUGCCGCGAGGACGUCCCCGACGGCGCCUUCCUCUACCGGUGCGCGCCGUGCGGGUUCGCCAUGCACCCGCGGUGCUCGCGGCUGCCGCGGACUGUGCGCAGCGAGCUGCACCCGGAGCACGGCCUCGCCGCCGUGUCCGGGAUGGGGACGUGCGCGGCGUGCGGCAAGCCCUGCUACGUCUGGGUCUACCGCUGCGGGCUGUGCAACGUGGACCUCCACAUCGGCUGCCUCCACGGCCCCAGACCGUCCAGCCGCGGGAUGGGCGACGCUGGUGGUGGCACGGGAGGACAGGCCACCGGGGCGUCGCAGGGUGGGGCGCUCGUGGGAUCUAUCGUGGAAGCUGGAGCAUCUACUCUCAUCAACAUGCUCGAGUCAAACGAUUGACUCGAUCGGUGGAGCUGAAGCGUAUACGGUAAGAACAAAAAGUAAUACUGUAUUGUAAUCUAAACAUACUCAACAAAUAUACUGAGAACGUGAAAACACAAUAAAAUCUAUGUUGAAAAAAUUCUAUGGCAGAAAAAAAUCAGCCACAACCUAUAUGCCUACCCUACGGUAACGUUGUUGUGCCCAUAUCCUUUACGAUCCGUUUCCGAUCACACCACGCGCAUAGCGCGGCUAUGAUGCUACAUGGCGCCGCUGGAUUUUCAGUCAGGACGUGAGCUCGAUCACACUUUGGCGACAUAAUAGCAUCAAGGCUGGCUAGAGGUACGACCAUAUAAUAAUAAUAAUAAUAUACGGGUAUAUAUUCGUCUGUGGCAACCUACGAGCAUAUUUGCUAGUAUACUCUAGAACUCGAUAAUUGGAUGUACGGAGUACUGAUAUCUCAUUGGGAUUAUUACAGAAUGUAAAGUGCUGCACUACGCUUUGAACAAUAUUCAAAUACCAAAAGAAGCACCUGAUAAGAGACUGAUUUAAUUACGUAUUCAUUAUUGACAUGUACAACUUGGGAGCAGGGGCGAGAUGAUUCCAGCGGCUUCAGCAAACUCUAGUCGAAUUCCUCUUUAUGAAUGGCAAUUGUUUUCUCUAAAUAGUACGAUAGCAUUAUGUACAGAGGACCGAUGAACUACUAUUCUGGCUUCGCUUCUGCUUGCGAGCCAAUUAACCCUGGCCACUUUUACUUUAUGAGCAAUAUAUAUGAGGCUAAUUCUUGUAGUACUAACAAUAAUGUACCUUUGUGCCUA
This is a messenger RNA of Panicum hallii, 1542 nucleotides long. RefSeq lists its product as uncharacterized. The transcript has 2 exons. The coding region runs from base 89 to 745 and encodes 218 amino acids. Lineage: Eukaryota; Viridiplantae; Streptophyta; Magnoliopsida; Poales; Poaceae. The record is from RefSeq and is a predicted model, not a curated record.